Molecule: messenger RNA, 462 nt
Organism: Iphiclides podalirius (scarce swallowtail)
Lineage: Eukaryota; Metazoa; Arthropoda; Insecta; Lepidoptera; Papilionidae
Source: the annotation of a GenBank genome assembly
AUGCAUCCAAGCUACAAUUCACGCAGUCAAGACAAUGACGUAGCCGUUUUGCGUUCAGCGAACACCUUCUCAUUCAAUAACAAUGUUCGCGCUGGCAACAUUGCGGGCUCUAAUUAUAACCUGGGUGACAAUCAAGUAGUAUGGGCUAUCGGAUGGGGCACAACUUCUUCCGGCGGGCCUCCCUCUGACCAACUGCGGCACGUACAAAUCUGGACCAUAAAUCAGGCUAUAUGUAGACAACGUUACGCGACGGUCGGCAAUACUAUCACUGACAACAUGUUGUGCUCCGGUUGGCUCGACGUUGGCGGUCGCGACCAGUGUCAGGGUGACUCUGGCGGUCCACUUAUCCACAACAACGUCGUCGUUGGUGUCUGCUCUUGGGGGCGUGGCUGUGCACAAGCAUUCUUCCCCGGUGUUAACGCCCGUGUAUCCCGUUUCACAAGUUGGAUUCAAGGAAAUGCU